AAAAAAACCUUGGUUCCAAUUUCCCCGUCUUCCCUUUUCGCCCAAUUUUUUUUUAUCGAAUGAGUUUCUCAUCUACAGGCGCUUUUUAUACCCCAACAGGAACAACCAUGGUACCUCCUUUCUAUAAUACCACAUUCUCUGACAUCCCACAAUUGGCACCGACUUUAGCGCGCCCUUAUCGAAAAAGAGGAUCAUGUGUGAUGCCUUCCGUAUCCGAGGAUACAGAAUUGGAAUCCGGUAAUAUGGUUCAGUCUAACCACACGAUCGUGUCUGACCCUGGUCGUCCACCACGACGUCCUCACCGUCGACAGAAACGACGCUCGUUGGCGACGCCCAAUGACGAUAACAUCCCGCUGGCCAUGCUGGCUUACCGAAAAGGGUAUACACCGUUCAUGAAAGAGCCCGCUGCUCCAUCUGCAUCUGUGGCGUCGGUCCAGGUUAGGAAAAAGGGCAUUGCAGAUCGUCUUUCCACUUCAGGCUCCAGUUCCAGUUCCUGCAGGAACACAGCCACAUCCACUCUCUGCUCUCCGACAGAGAAAACCGGCGCCACGAUUCAAAAAAGCAAGCCAACCACUGGUGGGAUGGCAGUACCGGAAUUGGAAGCCGAACAAGUAAAACUCGAAGAGCCUCCCCUUUUCCAUCGACUGAAACGAUGGUUUGCUCUCCACCGACAGCAGGACUAAGAGACCUCAGCAGAAAUCCCUUAAUCACGUCAAAUCUGUCAUUCCCCAGUUAUGAAUUUGUCACACCCGAUGUGCAGCAUUGGUUGUUUAUCUUUUCGAUUUUUUGGCAAUUUUCCUUAUGUAUAAAAAAUUACACUAUAAAGUGGACCUUAAUGAACCCAGAGAAUAGUCUAUGUUUGACAAUAAUGAACAUCAUGAUUAAACGUAACCCGAGGGCAAUUCCGUAGCUCACACGGUCUUCAUUGUCAAACUGAACUAUCAUUUAUAGCUAGUGGUUUUUUUUUUAUCUCGCUUGCUUUCUUACUACCUUGUUUUGAUU
Molecule: messenger RNA, 1002 nt
Organism: Radiomyces spectabilis
Lineage: Eukaryota; Fungi; Mucoromycota; Mucoromycetes; Mucorales; Radiomycetaceae
Exons: 1
Coding region: 60-683 (207 amino acids)
Source: RefSeq, a predicted model, not a curated record